Molecule: messenger RNA, 213 nt
Organism: Fusarium poae
Lineage: Eukaryota; Fungi; Ascomycota; Sordariomycetes; Hypocreales; Nectriaceae
Exons: 3
Coding region: 1-213 (70 amino acids)
Source: RefSeq, a predicted model, not a curated record
AUGAUGAUUGCCAUUCGUGAGCGACCACAAAAGUAUUUUAUGGCCUAUCUGAAGUCUACCUUUCCGAGGCCUCUUCCUCUUGCUAGGUCUCUUCCUCUUGCUAGGUCUCUUCCUCUUCCUUCUAGGCCUCUUCCUUCUAGGCCUCUUGCUGAUUUCUUAAGCGUCUUUUUCGCUAGCCAAUGGCGCGCCGAAUUUCACUUUCUGGCCAAUUAG